This is a messenger RNA of Trichogramma pretiosum, 2567 nucleotides long. RefSeq lists its product as uncharacterized. Bases 323 to 2542 code for a protein of 739 amino acids. NCBI's taxonomy places the organism in Eukaryota, Metazoa, Arthropoda, Insecta, Hymenoptera, Trichogrammatidae. The record is from RefSeq and is a predicted model, not a curated record. The transcript is spliced from 5 exons.
UACAGCAUCUGCCCUCUCGCGGCCAAUGACUCCAGCGGGCUGCGGUGAAUGAGUGAGUCGUGCCUCGUGAGUCGUCCUCGUGUCUGCACUCUGCAGACUGCCAGUUUGAACUUCGGAGUCAAACAAUAAACUCCAUUUCACUCUAAAAAUUAAAACCUCUGCUAAAAGUGCUGAAAAGUUUAUCAUUUUGGAAUAGUUGUGCACUCAACUCAAGAAAUUUAAUAUAAUUGGUUAAGUUUUUGAUAGUUUACCGGUAAUCAGUUCUGGAAUUUAUUUACUUGUUUUUACGCAAAAGUGAUACAAAACAAAGCUGUAUACAAUCAUGGAAGCCGACGGAAGAAUUUUAAGCGAUUCGCAACAAAAACAAUUGGAGGAAGUUAAAAAAGGAAUCAGAUCGUUGCUCAUUGCUGAAGCCAAAGAAGAGGUUACGCUACGUCGACUAAAUGAGCUCUACGAAGAAUUUUUUGGGACUGAUAUUCCUAUAGAAAAUUUCUACUUCUCUUCUUUGGCAGAAUUUCUUGCUCGUAUGCCCGAUGUUUGUGAACUCAGGACCAAUAAAAAAAAUGUCAUGUGCGUACAAUUCGUCGAAAGUGAAAAAACAAAGCAUAUUAGUGAUAUGAAAAAAAAAGAAAAAGUGAAGGAUAAUCGUAAAAAAAGAUCUGUGGCUCAUGCAGUAAAAGAUUAUCACCAAAACCAUAAUUUUUUAGUUCCUAAGUUAUUAGUUACUAUAUUACAUGAAUUAAGAGGUCCAAAUUGUCUUCCAAAAAUUAAAAAAAAUGAUGUACUUCUUAAAGCUGUCGAUCACCAAGGGCCUUAUGCAUUUUAUAAUUUAGAAUCAUUGCAUAAUCAGCUCAGUGAUUAUACUCAUUUAUUGUAUUAUGAUGAUGAAUUUAUUUACUUCAAAAAAAAUUUUGAAACUGAAAAAACAAAAUAUUUGGAUAACAAAUCAAAUGUUUCUAUUGUAAAAACGAAUGAUAAUGUUCACAUAGAAGAAAAUGAUAUUGUCAAUGAGCGUACACAAAAGUCUUUAAGAGCACUUAUAAAAAAAUACAACGCCAUUAAAACUUGGGAUUUGCCACGAGCUUACCGCAAAGAAUUUCAAAAAGAUUUAGACUGGCAAAUGUAUGGAUUUCACAAUAUUGUAGAAUUUUGUAAUUCGCUAUCUCACAUACUCACGUUGGUACAAACUCCAGAUGGUAGGCAAAUAAUGGUGACAGAUGCUGAAAAUCCUAUAGAGUUUCCAUUAGAAAAAGAAUGUACUGCAUCCCCUGAAAAAAAUGAUUCCGAACCUGCUGUGCCUUUGAAAGUAGUCAGUAGACAAAGAUAUAGAACUUUAAUCAACCUAACGCCUAAAAAUGCUGUAAGGUUUGAUGAAUCAAUACGUCAAAUAUCAGUUGAAAAUUUGAUUAAUUCAAAUGAAAUGUUAACCGUUUUUGUGACAAAUGUUAUAAGUCCAUCAUUUUUUUGGGUACAAGUAGCUUCAAAUGCACGUACUCUUGAUAGACUGAUUAAAGAUCUUGAACAAUUUUAUCAAACUGCUCAACCUGCUGUAUUUGAAUUACCAUUGGUUUUUCUAAGACCUGGAGUAUGGGUAGCAUGUAAAGUUUUAUCCACAUGGUGCAGAGGAUUGAUAACAGAUGGAAAUUUAGAAAAAUCUGAGGCAAAAGUGUUUUUACUAGAUUAUGGUACAGUAGGUUUUUACCCUGCUAAAUCCCUUUGCUUUUUGGAUAAGAGGUUUAUGAAUAUACCAGCUCAAGCAAUACCAUGUUCAUUGCAUAAUGUUGAACCAUUAUCGUCUAAGAGAUGGACUUUCAAAGAUGUAAAAAUAUUUAGAAGUAAAGUUGUAGGAAAGUGUUUUGCCCACAUAAAUAGUAUAGAUAAAAAGAGCAACUCAAUGAAAAUCUUAUUAUUCGAUGGGAAAUCAAAUAGAAGUAUUAAUGAAUGGUUGACCAUGAAUAAUAUGGCAAAGUACGGCAAUUGUAAUGUUAACAUUAGAAAUCCUGUUAUUCAACAGCUUCAACAUUGCAAUACAAAAUCAACCAUCCCAGUUAAAUUAUCCAGUACAUUAGUUAAUGAAACAUCUCAUAAAAAGGGUGCUUUGGAAGUAUCUAAUAGUGAUCUUUCAGAAACGUCCUUUUCUAGUCUAUCAAAAAGUGAUUCAAGUGAUAUGCAGCAAUUUUCGGAUAGCCAGAGCAUUACAGAUUCACAAAAAUCGACUUCAUCUUAUGAAACUUGUGAUAGUUCUGAAAACUUGGUAAUGAAGAAAUUCAUAGCUAGAUUAAAAAAGAAACUACAGAAUCAAAACAAUUUAUCAGAAAGUACAAGUUCUGAUACUUUAAGUGAAAGUUCCAAGAGCGAUACUUUUCAAAGUUGUGCAAGCUCGUUGAAUUUUUCUUUUGGUCAUCCAAAUUCUGAAGGUAUUAUCACACGAACUGAAGAUUCUAAAAUCUCGGAAUUGAGAAAAAAGCAGUUAAAAACGUUACCAAUCCAAAGAGAUGUGUUGAAAGAACUAAGGCAUCUUCAGGUAUCUGUAAAAAUUUAACAAUUGUACAAAAUUUUAAUUUUGU